Cryptosporidium muris RN66 is the source of this 432-nucleotide messenger RNA. Its product is annotated as translation initiation factor eIF-1A, putative. NCBI's taxonomy places the organism in Eukaryota, Apicomplexa, Conoidasida, Eucoccidiorida, Cryptosporidiidae. Gene Ontology annotation, cellular component: cytoplasm. Bases 1 to 432 code for a protein of 143 amino acids. Gene Ontology annotation, molecular function: translation initiation factor activity; RNA binding. Gene Ontology annotation, biological process: translational initiation. The transcript has a single exon. The record is from RefSeq and is a predicted model, not a curated record.
AUGCCUAAAAAUAAGGGUAAAGGUGGUAAGAAUAGGAGAAGAGGCAAGAAUGAUAGUGAAGGAGACAAGCGUGAACUUGUUUUUAAAGAAGAGGGCCAAGAAUAUGGUCAAGUUCAGAGAAUGUUGGGAAAUGGUAGAUUAGAUGCAUAUUGCUUUGAUGGACAGAAAAGAUUGUGCCAUAUCCGUGGUAAAAUGCGCAAGAAAGUUUGGGUAAAUCCUGGAGACAUCGUCCUGGUCUCACUACGCGAUUUUCAAGAUUCCAAAGGUGAUAUAAUUUUAAAGUAUACUCCAGAUGAAGCAAGAGCAUUAAAAUCAAAGGGUGAAAUACCUGAGACAACUAAAAUAAACGAAUCUGAUAUAUUUGAGGAUGGUUAUGAUGAAGUCGAUAUCGACUUUGAUGAAACAGAGGGAGUGGAUAUAGAGGGUAUUUAA